This is a messenger RNA of Thermothelomyces thermophilus ATCC 42464, 1242 nucleotides long. RefSeq lists its product as uncharacterized. The record is from RefSeq and is a predicted model, not a curated record. Lineage: Eukaryota; Fungi; Ascomycota; Sordariomycetes; Sordariales; Chaetomiaceae. The transcript has a single exon. Bases 429 to 1079 code for a protein of 216 amino acids.
CGGCCCCGCACGUUCAGCGGCAAUGCGGCCGUUUCCCAGGUCCAGCAUCCGAAGGAUGUGCUGGCACUUGGGAGCGGAGUUGCCAAUCCAAAUGUCUCGCCCCUCAAUGUUGCCCUCCACCGAGCCCCUGGAUUAGCGCCCUCCGAAUCGGGCAGCCGGCGGUGACGGUAAUUUCCCGCUGUUUUUGCAGGAAGCGGUGGAAGAGGUUAGUUGGUGUAGUAUUUAACGCCCCCUUGGUAUCCCAUCUCGGACUUGCUCCUCUUCCCUUUCUUUCCUCAGCUCACGCAAGCCAAUUGAAGCCCAGCUCUUUGACUUCGGUCGUCCACUCUUUCAACAACAACACACUCAAGCUUUUCAGCUUCAAUCAAUCUUUCACCCCAACAACCUUUCGUUUCUUACGAAACCUUUUUAAGCAAACCACCGUCAAGAUGCGUUUCGCUCUCGCUACCGUUGCCCUCGCCGGUGCCGCCCUGGCCAACGCCGUUGAGGAGGCCCAGAGCACGUUCACCUCGUACGAGUACGUCACCAUCACCUCGUGCGGCCCCGAGGUCACCAACUGCCCGGCCCGCUCGACCUCGACCUCCGCUGCCGACUUGACCACCUCGACCAUCUACAGCACCACGGUCCGCACCGUCUCGGACGUUGUCGUGACUGAGACCACGGCCUACACCACCGUGUGCCCCGUCACGGCCAGCGAGAGCGUCUCGGUGCCGCAGGAGAGCGAGGCCCCGGCCCCCACGGAGGAGCCUUCGUCGUCUGGCUCCUUCGUCCCGGCUCCCCCGGCCGAGAGCACCACCCUGGUGACUGUCGCCCCGGCCCCGGCCUGCCCCACCACCUCGGUCAAGACCAUCAAGACCUCCAUCACGACCGUCAUCCCCACCAUCAUCUACGAGACGGUCGAGGUCCCCUGCGCCACCAGCGCCCCCAGCAACCCGCUCCCUCCCUCGGCUGGCCUCCCGCCCAGCAGCAGCCAGCCCGCGACCACCAGCACUCCUCCCAUCCCGACUGCCGGUGCCGCUUCCUUCGGCGCUCCCGCUGCUCUCGCCGCUGCCGCCGGCAUCUUUGCCCUUCUGGCUUAAGUUCACCCGCUCUGAGCCGGCGCCCGUCUCGUGGCGUGCCGCCUAGAGUAGAGAGAGCGAGAAAUGGGGGUUUGUGCUUGGGGAUGUUUUGGAGGGCUACCUUGAUGGGGAAGGAAUUGGAUUUAUAUCAACCUUUUUGUAUGAAUUCAAUUCUUUUCUCUCA